GUCAGGACGGGACACCGGAAGUCAGCCUAAGCAUACACCAUAGAGCUGAAAGAGCGGCGGGAGAAGCACAACUCAAGAGGCAAAAUGUCGGUUUCGUUGCUGAGGAAGGGUCUGGAGCUACUAGAGACAGCAGGAGAGUCCACUCCCAGGGCCAAGAAAGCGGCAUCAGCCUCCCAACCCAACAAACAGUCAUUGAAGAAGUCAAUGAGGAGGAAGAAGUGGUUGGGGUCUGGAAGAAACCAGGCCACCGUCAAAGGCAAAGUGAUCAAAUCUGCAGUAGAGGAAUACAGGAAAUGUCAAGCUGUUGACCAUUUUCAGGAAAACUUGCAGUACAUGAUGAGCAGUCAGUUCGUUACAGACAACACUGUUACUCAAAAGGUUUUAGCCCAAAACAGAGGGAGGAAAGCUAGAGACCGCCCCCGGGAAGAAGCAAAGAAAAAGCCUGAAGGCACCGUGUUCACUGAGGAAGACUUCCAACAAUUUGAGAGGGAAUAUUUUGGGGGAGCUGGAGCAGUCUGACUAAAGAGAGUGUUUCUCAUUAUUUAUGAGUAAAUGUAAGUGAGAACGCAUCCUUUCUUUAGGAGUCACGUUUACUCUGGGAGGGUGCAGAACCCUUACAUCUAAUAAGUUCACUCAUCUGAUAUGGGAUGUCACAGUCUGAUCUGUAAGGCAAAGAAUCCAGAUCUCUAUCACCAGGAUGCUGACUAUUCCCUACAGGCAUUUGGCCUUGCCACAUGUAUUUUUGCUGGUGUGUGUGAGAACAACUAGAUUGAAUCAUCCCUUCCACCAUCUUCUACAGUGACUUUAACUACAGCCUUCUGUACACACCAGAGAGAGAAACUAAUUGCACAAUUUGGGAGAGGGUGAUAGUCUUCUAAGGCAUAAACACAGCAAUCCGAUUUGCUCCAGUAGACAAACACAUCACUGAAAAAGAAUAUGGACAUCUAGGUUUAAUUUGUAACCAAGUAUCUGCCUCAGCCAUCUUUUAUAUGUAAUAAGUACUAUGCCACUAGCCAAAAAAAAAAGUGGGAAUUUUAAUUAUUUCAUAAGAGUACUACUGGCAUAACUCCAUAAUCUGUUUUUUGUUAUACUUCUACACUCUCCAAAGAGGCUGAUGUAUUUAUAGUUCCUAUAGACUGUCAUACAGUCAUGUACCUUGAAUUCUGUCAUAUGUUGUAAAUCAGGCUCAAUUAAUACCUGUAUUAGUAAAUGAGAAGGCUCUCGUGAACUAAUUCUGCAAUCACUUUUGAGAUUAAAGAAAGGUUAGUCUUUUUUUUAAAAUGUCCA
Molecule: messenger RNA, 1287 nt
Organism: Sceloporus undulatus (fence lizard)
Lineage: Eukaryota; Metazoa; Chordata; Lepidosauria; Squamata; Phrynosomatidae
Gene: RPS19BP1
Product: ribosomal protein S19 binding protein 1
Exons: 4
Coding region: 85-519 (144 amino acids)
Cellular component (GO): nucleolus
Molecular function (GO): enzyme binding
Source: RefSeq, a predicted model, not a curated record